AUGAAAUUUUUCUUAAAACGGACAACUUUUCUGCUAGCUUGCAUACUAAUGAUGUCAGUUUAUGGUUCAAAAGAACUAAAUCAAGAAAACUAAAUUAUAAAAUCCAAAUUAAUUUGUGAAAUUCAGAAUGGAAUAGAUGAAUACAUAUAAAUUUUGGAAUUGGAGAAUGACAUGUUUGGGAUCAAAGCUUCAGACUCCACAUAUUAGAUAGCAUUCAAUUCAACAAAUUAAAUAUAAAAUUACAAAGAUGUGCUAAUAAUUUAAGCUAACAAAGAGUUUGAUAUUAAUGUGUACUUUAAUUUUCCUGAUUAUUAAAUAAAUAGCAAUUAUGUUGGUGGGCUUUUACAUAAACAAGUUAAAUUUAUUAUAGAUGAUGAAAACCAAAUUUAUUUCAAUAUCAUUACAUUUUCUCAACCAUCAUUUAAAGAAUUCGCCCUAAAGGAUUUUGGUAAAAUUAGUCUAAGAUAAAUAUCUGAUGACCCUGAAUCAAUUUUUCUAUAAAUAAUAUUUAUAACUCCAUAAAAUGUAGAAGACCAAAUAAAUAACAUUAUUACAAAUUUCAAUUAAUUGAAUAGAAUUUGUAAAAUGCAUGAAUGCAAAACUGAUUUAUAGUUACAGCACUUUAUUGAAUAAAUAGAUAUUCUUCAAAUAUACCCAGCAAAUAUCUUAAAAGCCUAGUUUUCAAAAAAUUAAUUCCUUUAAGAUUUUAAGUUACAUAAUAAUAUGUUUUAUACUGUUGUUUAAAGCGAGUAUGAAAUUAUUUAAAAAAUACAAACAAAUUCCUGCGAUAUAAGUAUGCAAGAUUAAAUUCUAAUAAACAACACUAUUUAUUUAUGGCAUGAGGAGUUAUGUAAUAACUCACAAAGUUACAUAUAUAUUAUUCAAACCAAAAAAUGUUAAAACAUUAAAAAAUGUGAACAUUAUAUUUUCUCUAUUGAAUCUAAGAAAAAAUAUUAACCUGAUAUGCUAAUCAAUCAUUUCGCUGUUUUGAUUUAAAAAUCAAAUUGUAAAUCCUUGGAGAGAAUUAAAUAGCUAUUAUAAAUCAAUGGCAUCUUUUUACAAUAAUAUUCAAUUGAUUCAGAAUCUAAAUAUUAAGGUUCUUUAAACUUUAAUGAAGUGCACUAAGAUAGAAAUUUGAUUAUUGAACCUAUUUAAAAUUUUAACAUUAAAGAUAAAAUUGAUGAUGAUUCUAAUUAAAUUUCAACUUUAUAAUUAUCUCAUAAUUUAGAUGAAAAAUCUAUAUAUAAGACAUUAAAUGGAGUUUAUAUUCCUCAAGAUCCUGAAAUAUUUUUAAGGGAUGAUGUCGAGUAAAUUUAGAAGGAAACAAAAUACGAUAAACAUGAAGAAGCACUGACUUAAUAGAGUGAUUAAAAGAAAGAUCAAUAAUAAAGUUUAUUGUAAACAGACAAUGAUAAUUAGUAGAACAUUGAUUUUAUUGUUUAUGAAGAUCCAAUGAGUUGGAUAAAUUAAGAUAAUCAAGAUGUAGAAGUUUUUUAAUUUAAUGAGGAUUAGUAAACUACAGGUAGUAAAUCAUCAAUCUAAAACAGCUAAAAUAAUGAAAUAUAAAAUAACAAUCAAACACCAUCAAUUUUAUAAAGCCAUACUAAUAAUAAUCAAGAAAAACAAAAUUAAAUUCUAUAAUUAUAGGAUACAUCUGAAUUCAAUUUAUAAAAUUAAUAAGAUGGUAUGAUAAUAGAAUAAUAAGCAAAAGUCGAAGAGAUUAUUUUGGAUGAUUAAGAUAAUUCACAGACUAAAAAUAUUUAAGAGGAUUAAAUUAGUUUUAAUGUACAAGAAUAACAAUUACAAUAAUAAGAGUUAUAAUAAUAAUAAUGGUAACAAUAACAAAAGUUAUAAUAAUAAUAAUAGUAACAAUAAUAGGAGUUAUAAUAAUAAUAAUAAUAAUAAUAAUAAUAAUAAUAAUAAUAAUAAUAAUAAUAAUAAUAACAAUAAUAACAAUAAUAACAAUAAUAACAAUAAUAAGAUAACCAAUAAGGCUCUAAUUCACAUGAAGAGGCUAAAGAGUAAAAUUAAAAACUUGGAAAUAUAAAAAAUGAAAAUAAGUUUUAUUAAAGUCAUAAAAAGUAAUAUCAAGAGCCUGAUGACUAUUAUGACUAUGAUGUGUAUUCAUAAUUGUACAGCGAUUAUGAUAGCGACUAUGAUAGUGACUAUGAUUAUCAUGUUAGAAGACAUUUAAGUCAUCAUCAUAGAGCACCUUAAAUACAACAUUUUCAUCAUCAUUCUCAUCACAUAUCCAGAGAAGAGAGGGAUUACGAUAAUAUAAAGUAAAAUUUAAAUGGAUAGAGUUAUUAAGGUUAGAAAUAAAAUUUAAGAGGAAAAAAACAAAACUAUUAAUUAGAUGAUUCUACUAUCCCUAUUAUUGCAGACAGAAUUACAAUUGAAUAUAAUUUUGUCAAUGCAAAAUAAAAGGAAGUAAAUCUUAGUGAAGACGAAGAGAAAUCUUAGAAGGAAGGAGAAGAAGAUGAUUAAAAAGCUCAAAAAAAUAGUUAAUAAAAACAAUAAAAAACCAAUAAAAAUAAAAAUACUGAAGAAGGAGAAGGAGAAGAUCAGGCAAAUGAAUCACAAUAAUAAGAUGACUAAGAAUCGUAAAAAAAGAAUAAAUCCUAAAAUAACACUUAGAAUAAGGCAUAAAAUAAAAGUUAAGACAAAAAUAAAGGGACGUCGAAAAGUAAAUCUUAAGAAAAACCUUAAUAAUCGGCUAAGGAAAAAGAGAAGAAAAAAGAAAAAGACAAUUAAUAAAAUAAAGAAUAACCUAAAUCUAAGGCAAAAUCAUAAGCAAAACCAAAAGAAGAAGAUGAAAGUUAAGAUAAAGAACAAGACCAAGAACAAGAAUAAGAAAAUUAAGAUCAAGAGAAUUAAGAAUAAGAAAAUGAAGAUUAGGAGAAUUAAGAAUAAGAACAAAACGAAGAGAAAGAAAAUGAAGACGAAUAAGCUCAAGAUUAAGAAAAUAAUGAAGAAAAAGAGAAUGCAGAAGAAAAAUAAAAUGAAGAUGAGAAAGGAGAAGAGAUGGAUGAAGAUGAUUAAUGGAGAGGGUUUAAUUCAAAGGACAAAACAAAAAAGAAGGGUAAAAGCAAAGGAAAUGGAAAUAAAGAGGAAGAAGAGGAAGAGGAUGAUGAAUUGUAUGAUGGAAAUGGAAGAUAUAUAAGAAAUCAUCCUUAUUAUCAUCAUAGAAAGAAUAAAAAGUUACAUUACCCUUAUAAUUAUCCAGGUAGAUACCCUGGGGAUGAAUUGUUUGAUGAAGAUUUAAUUUGGAGAUAUCGUUGUAUGAAUAAAUAGAACAGAUAUUCAAAUCUUGAAAAUCCUUUUAGUGGUUAUCCUUAUAGACAUCGCUAAGUUGUUAAUUCAAAUCCAUUUUAUAAUGGUAAUCCGUAUCUAAGACUUAAUCCAUAUAGUAGAUAAACUUCUACUACAAGUUGUGUUCCUUGGAUGGUUCGAUAAAAUUAUCCUCCAAAUUCAGGGUAUAGGAGGUACUCAAAUUUAUAUAGAGGAAAAUAUUAGGAUCCAGAAUAUCAAUUAAGAGAAAUAUAUCUUAGAUAGCAGUAGUAAUAGCAUUCAAAACAUCAUGUUUAGAGAUAUAGAGAUUAAGUUGGUUAUUAUAAUUGUUAUGGUUAUGAUGACAUAAACCCAUAUUACUACGACCCAUAUGAAAAAAUAAUAGAAGACGAUCCUGGCUAUUAUUUACACAAUAAGAAUAUUAACUAUCCAUAUUUUUAUGGUCCUUAUAAUUAGACCAUCCAUCAUGGUCACAAUUAUGUUAAUGAAAGGCAUUUUAAUGCAAAAGAGGGAUCGAAAUCAUCGAAUCAUAGAAUGAUCUAAAAGAAUGUUGACUUUGAAUAGCAGGAGGAUGACAGUUGCUUAUAAGUGUUCGAUCAGUGCUAUUUUAAGGGAAGAAGAAUAAAUUUAUGUGGAGAAUACCCAGUAAUAACAGAAGGUUUAAACGGAUUCAAAGUAUUUUCCUAUAUUGUACCUGAAAACUUUGAAAUUAGAUUUACAUAAUCAGAUUAGAAUGAAGAUAAUGUAUCAAACAUAUCUGGCUCUGAAGAAUGCUUGCAAACACCUUAUGAAUUGAUACCACAAUUAUAAUAAUGA
Molecule: messenger RNA, 4107 nt
Organism: Paramecium tetraurelia
Lineage: Eukaryota; Ciliophora; Oligohymenophorea; Peniculida; Parameciidae
Exons: 5
Source: RefSeq, a predicted model, not a curated record